This is a messenger RNA of Oryza brachyantha (malo sina), 3253 nucleotides long. RefSeq names its product zinc finger CCCH domain-containing protein 24. The coding region runs from base 413 to 2641 and encodes 742 amino acids. NCBI's taxonomy places the organism in Eukaryota, Viridiplantae, Streptophyta, Magnoliopsida, Poales, Poaceae. The transcript has 2 exons. Gene Ontology annotation, molecular function: metal ion binding; protein binding. The record is from RefSeq and is a predicted model, not a curated record.
GAGAAAGAGGGUGCCUAGUACUGCGAGAACUCUGAAAGUCUCCACACCCACCACUCGCUUUCUCUCUCAUCACUUUCCCCUUUUUUUACCGCCUCUCUUCCUCUCCCUCUCCCUCUCGCUCUCUCUCUCUAGCACCCCAUGCUUCUGCUUCUCCCCCAGCAAUCGCGAGGAGGCGGCUAGAAGAGGAGGAAGGAGGAGGGUAGAUCAGCGCCAGCUUUCGCCUUCUUCUUCCACGGGGCAGGGGGAGGUGUCUGAGAUUCGUGUGUUUGGUUGUGUGCUUUCUUCUCUGAUUUGCUUCGCCAUGGGGGCUGCGGAGAUCUCUGGGCCGAUUCGGUCGCUGCUGGCGUGGUGAGAUGGUUUGCCGCAUCGCCAGCUGCUGCGAGGUCAAGUUCUUUCGAUCCGACAAGCCCAGAUGAACGGCACGCCGAUCUCCGCGCCCGCCGCCGGCGGCGCCGAAGGGGUCGGUGCGACCAAGAAGAAUGCGGCGGCGGCGGCCGCCGUCGCCGAGAUGGCGAAAACCCUCACCGUCGAGACGGACGACGCCUUCGCGGGGCUCCUGGAGCUCGCCGCGGACGACGACGCGGAGGGGCUUCGCCGCGCGCUGGAGCGGGCCCCGCCUGCCGCCGCGGACGAGGCCGGCCUCUGGUAUGGCCGCCGCAAGGUCCUCGAGCACCGCACGCCGCUGAUGGUGGCGGCCACCUACGGCAGCCUCGCGGCGCUCCGCCUGCUGCUGUCCCUCCCGUCCGUCGACGUCAACCGCCGCUGUGGCUCCGACGGAACCACCGCCCUCCACUGUGCGGCCUCUGGUGGCUCGCCGUCUUCCGUGGAGGCCGUGAAGCUGCUGCUUGCGGCUGGAGCUGAUGCUGGUGCCACGGAUGCCUCUGGAUGCCGUCCGGCUGAUGUGAUCUCAGUUCCUCCAAAGAUGUUUGACGCCAAGAUUGCUCUCCAAGAUCUUCUUGGAUGCCCCAAGACUGGGCAUGGCGUUCUCCGGGUGGUGACAAGGGCUGCAAACCCUAUGCUGUCACCCGUAUCAUCUCCUACUGCUGAAGACGCACGAUCUCCAUCUGCUGCUGUGAUGAUGACGACAAAGUUUGCAGAUCUUCCAAGGGUUGUGACAUCGGAAAAGAAAGAAUAUCCAGUGGAUCCAUCGCUUCCUGAUAUCAAGAAUAGCAUCUAUGCUUCUGAUGAAUUCCGCAUGUACUCAUUUAAGAUCAGGCCAUGCUCGCGGGCUUACUCACAUGAUUGGACCGAGUGCCCGUUUGUUCACCCAGGGGAGAACGCACGGCGUCGGGACCCUCGCAAGUAUCACUACAGCUGUGUGCCAUGCCCCGACUUUAGAAAGGGAGUUUGCCGGCGUGGUGACAUGUGUGAAUAUGCUCAUGGUGUUUUCGAGUGUUGGCUCCAUCCAGCACAGUACCGCACUCGCCUUUGCAAGGAUGGCACAAGCUGUAAUCGCCGUGUCUGUUUCUUUGCACAUACAACUGAUGAGCUUCGACCGCUAUAUGUUUCCACUGGGUCUGCAGUACCAUCCCCAAGAGCCUCUGCAACAGCUGCAAUGGAGAUGGCCGCUGCAAUGGGCCUGAUGCCUGGUUCUCCAUCAUCAGUUUCGGCGGUGAUGUCCCCAUUUACACCACCAAUGUCCCCUUCAGGCAAUGGGAUGCCCCCAUCACUGGGCUGGCAGCAGCCAAAUGUUCCGACACUACAUCUUCCAGGCAGCAGCCUUCAGUCGAGCCGGCUCCGUACCUCCCUUAGUGCAAGGGAUAUGCCUGCUGAUGAUUACUCCCUGAUGCAGGAUAUUGAUUCACAGCUUAUAAAUGAUUUGUGUUAUUCACGUCUUGGUUCAUCAACAGGAAACCACACUUCUCGGACCAAAUCCCUAAAUCCGUCAAACCUGGAUGAUCUCUUCUCUGCUGAGAUGGUCUCUUCCCCAAGGUAUAGUAAUGCUGAUCAGGGUGCUAUGUUUUCGCCAUCUCACAAGGCUGCUAUCCUUAAUCAAUUCCAGCAACAGCAGCAGGCACUUCUUUCACCAAUCAACACGGUCUUCUCCCCAAAGGCUGUGGACAACCAGCAAUUGCCUUCACACUCAUCUCUGUUGCAAGCAUCACUUGGGUUAUCUUCCCCUGGCCGUAUGUCUCCUCGAUGUGUCGAAUCUGGGUCCCCAAUGAACUCUCACCUUGCUGCUGCUCUUGCACAACGUGAAAAGCAGCAACAGACAAUGAGGAGUCUCAGUUCUCGUGAUCUUGGACCAAGUGCUGCAAGAGCAUCAGGUAUUGUUGGCUCCCCUCUAAGCUCAUCAUGGUCAAAGUGGGGAUCACCGUCAGGGACACCAGACUGGGGUGUUAAUGGUGAAGAAUUGGGCAAGCUCCGACGAUCAUCAUCGUUUGAACUGAGAUCUGGUGGUGAUGAUCCUGAUCUUUCUUGGGUGCACACAUUGGUUAAGGAAUCUCCACCCGAGAAGCAAGUUACGACUGCUGAAUCCAUUAACUCUGUUGGACCUUCACCACUGAUGCCUCCUAGUGUAAGCAACGGUGAAGUUUCUAGUCUGAACACACAGCUGGAUGGACAUGACCAAGCUGCUGUGCUUGGAGCAUUGCUUGAACAGAUGCAGCUUGAUCAGCAUAUUGGUAGUCUAGCAACAUAGGCGCUGAAUGAGCCUGGGAAGUGCAAGGAGGUUAUUAUUCUUAGUUAAUGAAUUUGGAGUAAUUUUUUCCUGUUCAUUAAGAUGGUCAACAAGCAAAAGGAUGGAUAGCUGAUGGUGGUGAUUCAGAGAUUGGUUUUCUUUACUUUUGAGGUAAAUCAUAUACAUUAUUGAGGUCCCAGUAGGUUGAAGAUUGAAGUACCUCGAUUGGGGUCGUUUCAAGACCGACCCAGGUAGAAUCGCACCCCGGCAGCUUCAGUUCAUCAGUCAAAAUAUUUCCUUGUUUUGUUAAUUAACCCCCGUUAAAAAGAAGACUUGUUUGCUGUCUCAGAAUUCUUUUCUUUACUUAGUGGUGUUUAUUUUGUUUAUUAUGAUAUUGAUACUUGAUGUACUGAUGGGUAUAAGGUUGGUUUACCAGGCAUGCUAUAGUAGUAUAUCAAGUCCCAAAGUAUUCUUUUUCUCUCUUCACCAUUUGUCGAGGAUCAUACUAUGGCCUUGUUUUGGUCUGAUCUUGAGGCCUGUAUAAUCCUUGGAUUUGUAAUAAUGUAAUAUUGUCAUUGAACUUACAUUGCUAUUGUUUUGCAAUCACAAAUCUCGCUCACCGGAAUUAUUUCC